UGCAGCGUCUGUGUUCUUUGAGAAGGAACUCAUCAAUCAAGUGGUGAUGGAGGGGAAAAGUGUCCUCCUGUCUUGUGAGGUUUCCAAUGCUAACGUUCCGGUCACCUGGAAGAAAGACAACAAAGUCGUGGAAGAAGGAGAGCGCUGUGUCAUAAGGAAAAAAGGCCCCACGCACACGCUGGAGAUCCACAAGUUGCUUCUGGAGGACGCGGGCGAGUACUGCUGCAUCAGCAGAGGCAAGAAGACGGCAGCAAACGUCAUCGUCAGGGAGAGAGUACGCAUCGUCACCGAGCUGCGAGACGUGAGGGUGACGGCAGGAGAGAACGCGGUGUUCGUGUGCGAGCUGAGCCACGCGGCGGUGAGCGAAGGCGUCUGGUGGCUCGGACCCAGUCCUUUGCAGCAGAACGAGAUGAACCAGAUGACCUGCCAAGGUCGUCAGCAGAAGCUGGUCCUCUCCAUGACGACGACGGAAGAGACGGGCACAGUGAUGUUUGUGGUUGGGGACGAGAAAACUUCUGCUCAUCUGACGGUGCUUCCUAAACCCAAGG
This is a messenger RNA of Cynoglossus semilaevis (tongue sole), 548 nucleotides long. Its product is annotated as obscurin-like. NCBI's taxonomy places the organism in Eukaryota, Metazoa, Chordata, Actinopteri, Pleuronectiformes, Cynoglossidae. The transcript is spliced from 2 exons. The annotation marks the transcript as partial. The record is from RefSeq and is a predicted model, not a curated record.